Molecule: messenger RNA, 561 nt
Organism: Hyaena hyaena (striped hyena)
Lineage: Eukaryota; Metazoa; Chordata; Mammalia; Carnivora; Hyaenidae
Product: cytochrome c oxidase subunit 6B2
Exons: 4
Coding region: 172-438 (88 amino acids)
Cellular component (GO): mitochondrion; mitochondrial crista; respiratory chain complex IV
Source: RefSeq, a predicted model, not a curated record
CCCCCUGCAGCGCAGCGGCUCCCAUUGGCUGGGGUUCCAGGGGCCCCAGCCAAUCGUGCCAGAGGUCGUGUUUUUCCUGGGCUGGGACCCCCGACACUCAGAAGCGAGGGGCACCGCUGGAUGCUGACUCAGUGACACGUUGACAUCAGUCUGGAGCUGCCGCCUUCCUAGAUGUUGGAUAUUGAGUCCCAGAAGUCCCCCAAGGGAAGAUGGCCAACACCACCCUUCGACCCGCGCUUCCCUAACCAGAACCAGACCCGCAACUGCUACCAGAACUUCCUGGACUACCACCGCUGCGUCAGGAAAAUGAACCAGCGCGGGAAAGGCACGCAGCCCUGCGAGUAUUACUUCCGCGUGUUCCGCUCGCUGUGCCCCAGGAGCUGGGUACAGCGCUGGACCGAGCAGAUCCAGGAAGGGACCUUCGCGGGUAAAAUCUGACGGCCUUGAGUGCGGACCCCCGAAGGAUCACCUCACUGUCGCCCCUCCUCAACCCCCACCGUCCUCGAGUCUCCCGGAGAUUCUAGAAGCCACAAAUAAAGCUGUUGUUGAUGAUGUUUCUUA